Molecule: messenger RNA, 563 nt
Organism: Rotaria sp. Silwood2
Lineage: Eukaryota; Metazoa; Rotifera; Eurotatoria; Philodinida; Philodinidae
Source: the annotation of a GenBank genome assembly
UAAAAAUGAUGAAAAUUUUUUUUCAAAUAAAAAUUAUCCAAAUAAUUAUCGUGCAUCACGUUUAUUUUGGAGUAUAAAAAAUCCACGACAAAAAACAAUUUAUCAUUUACAUAUUAAAAUUGAACAAACAUAUCAUAAUGAAGAAUCUAAUCAUAAAGUCAUUGAACAUCCAAUGACAAAUAAACAAGUUCAUAUUGAACAAUUAUAUGAUUUAUGUCGACAAUAUUUUGAUAAAUUUCAAAAAAAAAUUGAUGAACAUUCAAAUUAUAUUGAAGAGUUUUGUCAAAGAACUUCUAUUAAUAAAAAAAUUCUAUCAAAUCAAACAAAUUAUAAGAGAAAAACAACUAAUACUGUUAAUGCUCUAACAAAACGAUUAACAAAAGAAACUCCAUCAUGUGUUAAACGUCAAACACCAAAAUCAGCAUUAAAAAAUGUUUCACGACCACGAAAUCGAUUUGCUAAUGAUAAACAAUCACAAAUAUCAUUAACAACAACUACACAAAACUUAUCGAAAGAUAAUCUAAUACGAAUGAAAGAUUAUAAAACAAAUGACAUACAAAAUU